Molecule: messenger RNA, 2467 nt
Organism: Siniperca chuatsi (mandarin fish)
Lineage: Eukaryota; Metazoa; Chordata; Actinopteri; Centrarchiformes; Sinipercidae
Product: EGF-like repeat and discoidin I-like domain-containing protein 3
Exons: 10
Coding region: 138-1574 (478 amino acids)
Molecular function (GO): calcium ion binding
Source: RefSeq, a predicted model, not a curated record
CAGUCAUUUAUCACUUCGUCUUCCUUCACACGCCAGUGAAUCCCAAUAUUUCCGACAGCACUUUAAGGCAGCAUUAGUUAGACGUUCAGCUCCGAACAAACAAUCCUGCGGAACAAACAAAGUCAGGGAAAACAAAUAUGAAACGUCCCGGAAAUGUAAAAACAGCGAUUUUAACAACAUUUAACGUUGCCCUUCUUCUUUGCCUUCAUUCAGUCAGAGGUGACUACUGUGAGGUGAAUCUUUGCCAUAAUGGAGGAACAUGUGUGACAGGGGUAGGAGAGGAUCCAUUCAUCUGUAUCUGCGCGGAUGGCUUUGGUGGCGACACCUGCAACCUGACAGAGACAGGACCCUGCAGUCCUACCCCCUGCAAGAACGAUGGGUCGUGCGAGGUCAUCGCUCCGACCAGACGAGGAGACGUUUUCAACGAGUACAUCUGCAAGUGCCAGCCCGGCUUCGAGGGAGCGCACUGCCAGAUCAAUGUGAAUGACUGUGCAAACCAGCCCUGUAAGAAUGGAGGGAUGUGUCGAGAUCUUGAUGGAGACUACACCUGCCAGUGCCCCUCACCAUAUGUUGGGAAGCAGUGCCAGCUACGUUGCACUUCUCUGCUGGGGAUGGAGGGAGGAGCAAUCGUGGAGUCCCAGAUUUCAGCGUCCUCCGUGCACUACGGCAUUCUGGGUCUUCAGCGCUGGGGCCCGGAGUUGGCUCGACUCAACAACCAAGGCAUCGUCAAUGCCUGGACGUCAGCCGGCCAUGACAGGAACCCCUGGAUCGAGAUUAAUAUGCAGAAGAAGAUGCGUCUGACGGGCAUCAUCACUCAGGGUGCCAGUCGCAUGGGCACAGCUGAGUACAUCAAGGCCUUCAAGGUGGCGAGCAGCUUUGAUGGAAACGCUUAUACCACUUACAGAGUGGAUGGCCAACGGAGGGAGAAGGUUUUCGUGGGCAACACAGAUAACGAUAGCACAAAGACCAACCUUUUCGACCCUCCAAUCGUGGCCCAGUACAUCCGCAUCAUCCCUGUGAUUUGCCGCAAAGCCUGCACGCUGCGCAUGGAGUUGGUGGGCUGUGAACUGAAUGUUUAUUCAAACACGGCAGGUUGCUCAGAGCCUCUGGGAAUGAAGUCCCGCCUCAUCUCAGAUGGGCAGCUUUCGGCCUCCAGCUCUUUCCGGACAUGGGGCAUCGAUACCUUCACGUGGCACCCUCAGUUUGCCCGGCUGGAUAAGCAGGGAAAGACAAACGCUUGGUCUCCUGCCCACAACAACCGCUCAGAGUGGAUCCAGGUGGAUCUAGAGAAGACAAAGCGCCUCACAGGCAUCAUCACUCAGGGGGCCAAGGACUUUGGGGUGGUGCAGUUUGUGUCAGUGUUUAAAGUUGCUUACAGUAACGAUGGAGAGUCAUGGAGUAUGGUGAAGGAGAACACCAGCAAUGAUAAGCUUUUCCAAGGCAACAUCGACAACAACACCCAUAAGAAGAAUCUAUUUGAGCCUCCGUUCUACGCUCGAUAUGUCCGAGUCGUCCCCUGGGAGUGGCACGAGCGCAUCACUCUACGCAUGGAGCUGCUGGGCUGUGAUGACUAGAAACUCACCGAUCACCAUCUUGCAGUGCUCCAUCCUCAUCCAGUCGCUCCAUCUCCUCAAACCACAGCAGAGGAACAGAAUCAUCUGUUCUGUACUCCAUUUGUUUCUCUGGAUGAAGAUCCUGUUGGCUGCUGGGACUGUAACACUUGUAGCACUUUCUGUUAAUAUAAUUGUUUGACAUUGCUCACAGAGAAUCUUCUAUGAAAUAUCCUUUUUUUUUUUCAAUUUUAAUAGCUUCGGAUAUAAACAAAAUUUGCAUAGAUUUGCUCUUAGUCCAUGUUAUUUGCUCCUAAGAAUUCACAUUGAUUUCAGGUUCUCUUGUGAGUGUGGAGACUUGAUUGAAGUUAAAUUGCCACUUUUAAACCUUUUCUGUCCUUCCUUUGCAGUCCCACACCAGUAAACAAGUAUUUUUUUUAUAGUUUGUCUGCAGAGGACAGAUGACAAACAUCCUCAUCAGCAUACUCACCGUAUCUCACUAUGCACAUCAUCCAACUGCUGUUUAGUUACUUGAUGACGCAGGGCCUGUGCAAUAUGGAGUUUAUUUUUUCAUUUACAACUAUCCUGGAAGAGAUAAUAUGUCCAAGAAUAGAAAAUUAAAACUUUAAAAUUUAAACUGCAGCACACUGCGCCGUCAUUCAAAUGAUGGAAUGACAAACUGUAGAGCUUUUUGCAUAAAGUGUUUCACGUGACGUCUGUUUUUUACACAUUUUAGCAGGUUAUUCCGCUUCAUUCUUACAUAUAAUUUCAUUGUAAUUUAAUCAUUUUUACAACAAAUGUGAAAUAUGUAGAAAGAUGUGUAGAAAAUAUUGUAUAACAUUGUUCUACAUUCUUCCUUUUUUUUAAAUUCAUUGUUGGUCUUGAACUGAGAUCAUUUAUUAAAUGUUAAAAGAAAU